This is a messenger RNA of Oppia nitens, 612 nucleotides long. RefSeq lists its product as uncharacterized. Lineage: Eukaryota; Metazoa; Arthropoda; Arachnida; Sarcoptiformes; Oppiidae. The transcript has 3 exons. The record is from RefSeq and is a predicted model, not a curated record. Bases 1 to 612 code for a protein of 203 amino acids.
AUGAAAUAUCACGUUAUCUUUUUGCUGACCAUUUGUCUGAGCUUUUGUUUGGCUCAAAAGUCAGACAAUGAGACAGACACCCAAAGACAGGGUCGGGAGGAAAGGAAGUUCCGUUUUGAAGAAGACAAGAAGGAAUUGUCACAAUUUCUUAAUACCAAAAACAUUGUUAAAACUGUUGUAAAGCUGUUGUUUGGCUCCAGUGAGGAAAGCUCUGCCACAUCUCGACAAGUCCUUAAUGUUUUAGUUAAAGUGUUAGAUAUGUUGAAAUCAUCAUUUGGUCAAAGAGCCAGAUCUUCAUCUGCAAGAGGUCUGCGCGACUCUAUCGAUGACGCGGCUGUGGCCAGCAUUUCAAUGGUUAAAGGAUACGUGCGAUCGAUACUAACAAAUGACGAAAUUUGUGCUCAAAAGCAUACGUGCGAAGCGGCUGCCAGAGCAUCCCGGGAGGGACGCGAACUCGGAUAUCUUAUCGCACAAAUGGGAUCUUAUGCCUCAAGCUAUCUGUUGGAAAACCAGAAGUCCAUACCAUUCAAUACCAACUAUGAGGCCUCACGACAGGGAAGAAAUGGAGCCGAAUGUGCAAAGUUGUACUCAACCUGUAAUGAAACCGAUUAA